Molecule: messenger RNA, 1710 nt
Organism: Trichosporon asahii var. asahii CBS 2479
Lineage: Eukaryota; Fungi; Basidiomycota; Tremellomycetes; Trichosporonales; Trichosporonaceae
Exons: 2
Coding region: 1-1710 (569 amino acids)
Source: RefSeq, a predicted model, not a curated record
AUGCCUGUCCGCGCCUCGCCGCGGACCGGUAGGCUGAAGCCUAUGCUUCGUGUGCCGCCCCCGCCCCGCGAUCCGAACUUGAACGGGGGAACGCCCUCGCCCGGUCCAGCUAAGGGAAAGGAGAAGGUCAAGGGCCCCGAACGCCGUGUUCUUCCCGCGCGAGUGCGGCGGGCAGCUGGUGGAGGUGCCGAGGGAAUACGCGACAUAGAGGAGAUGGUCGUGGACUGGCUUGAGCGUUGGGGGGACAUAGAUCCUGCGCCGCCGGAAAGCGUCGUCGUGCGCGUAACUACGGCACCAUUGAAGGGCACGUACGCCGUCGAGGACAACAGCAUGCAAGCCGGUCCUUCAACGGCACCCAUGAACGCAGAGCACGCUGUGACGCCGACAGGAGCAACAAGCACACCCGGCCCGUCGGCUCCCGCUCUCACAACGGUUCUUUCAACGCUAGCGCCCGGUUUGGUUCCGGGCAGUGCUCUCGCCGGGGAAGGCUCGCAUGUGUCUUCGGCUCUGAACACGCCGGUGCCCGGAGUGAAGCGCAUCGAAACGCCAGCGUGGAUCAUGGUCAAGGCGGGCGAAGACGACGCGGAGGAAGCCCGCCAGGAGAUGGUCGCAGGUCCGAAUCGCUCCCCAUCGAAGCGACUGCGACACGGCGUAGUCGGUCUCGAGGUGAGCCUCCGCUUCUUGAACCUCAUUCGUCCAGCUGACCUCCAGAUCGAAGACACAAGUGACGCUUACUACGAAGCGCAGCACCGGCGCUUCGAGGCCUUUGAGAAGCGCCAGCGUAUCCGAGAACGCGAGCAACUGCAGUUCAACCGCUACAAGAUGAAGGCGCGCGUGGAUCUGCUACGCAACCUGCCACAGACGCAAUGGGUGUCCAUGGUGGCCGCGAUUCUGGCGCGGGAAGGCGAUGAGACCUGGCAGCGUGGACGGCGCAAAUUGACUACUAUGGGAAAUGACUGGCUCCGCCGCCAUCUCAUCAAAGAGGGUCUUGAGGUGCUUCGACGCUACGACGAGCUUCUUCCGAAAGAGGGUCAGAAGGAGAAGGAAAAAGAGAAGGAGAAGGCGCUGAAAGGGCUCGCUGCGAGUCCCGCUAGCUCGCCUCCGCCUCCAUCGACUCCCAAGCCGGUCAUCAAACUUCGCCUGUUCUCGAGUGCACAGCGAGAAGCAGCCGCUCGCGAAGCCGCAGCAAAGGAAGCGGCACGGAAGAAAGCCGAAGAGGAGCGCCAGCGACAGCGCAGCCGGAGCAGCUCCUUAUCGAGCUUGAGCGACUGUGAUCCGUCGAGUCCCGCCAGCGUCGCUGCAACGCCGACACCCGUGUUGAGCGAACCCAGCGCACAUAGCCCGGCUUCAGUGCCAUCACCGGUGCCGCUCCGUCUCAAGCUGCAGCGUCCCAAGAGCGGCUCGCUCCAGACCACGCUCAAGUGGGGGAAGCCGACGCCUUCCCCGACGAAACCUCCACCUCCAGCGAAACCCGCCCCAGCACUUGCGCCGCUAGCGCCGGCACUUCGCGCGCCGAGGUCUUCGACUGGCUCUGCAUCGACAGAGGCUAGUAGCCCUCGUAAGACGAGGCGCCUUAGCUCCGAUUCAGCGGAUGUCACGGGCCGCAGGCGCAGCCUGCGUUCCCAGCCCUCCAAACAGAACGCUCUCGGUCUCGUUGAGGAUGACGAGGCAGAUAUGGCCGGCGUCGAGGCCGAGGUUCUCAAGCUGUAG